AUGCUUCUGGUUGGGCAAGAACAUGACAAGCGUGACAUUGUCCUCCACCUCAGAGACAGCACACUAACAGACACAGUUCAACUACAAAUGGAAGCUCCCAAAAAUACCACACUCACAGCAUUCUUCAAGCUCUGUCAAAAUGAUGAAUUUGCUACAAAACUGCUAUACAAUGAAGUUCCACACGUCUAUACCCGGUACCAAAACAAAUGGAAAAGAUGUGCACUUGAAGCGCCCACUCAUCAUCCGGGAAUCAAGAAAUCAGACACACUUGGCAGAAUCUAUGUUGUCCAUCCCAACUACUCAGAAUGCUACUAUCUAAGGCUCCUAUUACACCAUGUCAAGGGACCCACAUCAUUUACAGCCUUACGUAUGGUUGAUAACACUGUAUGUCAAACAUAUCGCCAGGCUUGCCAUCUCAGAGGUCUUCAGGAAGAUGAUACACACUGGAAAGUCACUCUGACAGAGGCACAAAUGUGCAAGUCUCCUAUGCAGCUGAGAAACAUCUUCUCCAUCGUGGCGACACGAUAG
Messenger RNA from Octopus bimaculoides (California two-spot octopus), 528 nucleotides. RefSeq lists its product as uncharacterized. Lineage: Eukaryota; Metazoa; Mollusca; Cephalopoda; Octopoda; Octopodidae. The record is from RefSeq and is a predicted model, not a curated record.